ACGCCAAGCACCAGACGGAACACAAAACAAAACAGAGUCUGCUAGUAGCUCAAACGUUGCCUUUGCCUGCCGUUGGCUUUUCCACCACACUUCAAUCAGUUUGUUCACGUUCACCGUCCGCAGUGGUUCGUUCGUUCAGAGCUCUUUUGCUUGCUCGCGGUUGUGGUCUCCUUGGGUGCGUAUCAGCCAACGCUACGCUGUACUCCAAGCAACGGUUCCACAAAUUCGCUUUGUUUCUUUGCAAAGCUGAUUGUUGUAAGAUAAAGAAAGGCUAUCGGGCCCUGAUGGUGUUGGUUGGUCGAGACGAGAAGUGCAGUUCCAUGUGUGAUCGCGAUUUGACGGGUUUCUUCGUGGGCUGCCAGGUUUUACCAUUUAAGUGGCCUAUCGUACAUAUAGCUCAACUUGGUAACGGUGCUUUCAGGUGUGUGCGCGGAAAUCGCUUGAUUGGCACCGUUUAAGUACCGUGCGAUCCCUAUUGUUUUGUGUAACGAUAUUCUGUCUGGGAUCAGAAUUCGUUGAUUGCUGAUUACUGCUUGAAGGAUUUUACAUAAUAAGUAAAUUGAUUCAACCGCAGCGUCGCCCUUGUGUUUGUGUUGAGUGUUGAUAUUUUGAACGAUUUCCUUCGCUGUGGUAGUCAGCUUAGCGGUGAAAAAUAAGCCGACUUGAAUUAAGGUACCUUGGUCGCGCAUACACCAACACAAUGCGAUCCGCGCGUAGUAAUUUUGAUUGAAGAAUACGCGACCGUGCUGAGUCAGAAAAGUGCAGAAACGAGCAAACACACGUGCGUGUAUGGGUCGGUUCAAAAAGAGCACUUGAGAAAAGUGCACAUCUCAGUUACUUGAAGCAACCAAAUAGUGCAGAAAUGUGUGUCAGCCAAGAUGAUCUACAUUUGAUUCUGCUUUACACCCAUUGAUAAGUGAAAAGAAUAAGAUCUCGGAAGUGAAUCAUACCGAGUAGUGGCGUUUGAGAAGAAUUUAAAUAAAAAGUGUAAAAAGAUAACGGCAACGACAAAGCAAAGGUCAUUGAGCGUAAAUAUUUUCACUGCAAGGCUUGCUUUAUGCUACAUAUGUCAAGCCUAGCACAGUCAGCACAUUUUGAAGCAACGGCGUAGAACCAAAGGAGCACUUGAUCGAGAACGAAGAGUGGAGCUUAGUACGCCUUGGACGGACAAGGGCGACGAGAUUUUUGGGAUUGCACGCUGAUGGAAUAACAAUUAUGACAUGGGAUCCUGUUCAAGACGACAUUUUUUGUUGUCAAUAUGUCUGCUACAGUUGCUAUUCAUCAUCGAGCGGCAAGUGUUCGACUUCCUCGGAUACAUGUGGGCACCGAUACUGGUGAACUUCUUUCAUAUAAUAUUUGUGAUAUUUGGAUUUUUUGGUGCCUAUCAAUAUCGUCCAAAGUAUUUAGUAACGUACUCACUAUGGAAUCUUUUGUGGAUAGGAUGGAACGUAUUUCUAAUAUGUUUCUAUUUAAAUGUAGGAGUCUUAGAUAGGGAUAGUGAUUUAUUAAAUUUAGGAACCGGCAGUGUAUCAUGGUUCGAAGUGAACGGCUAUGGUUGCAAGCCAACCUAUCCGAUGAACAUCACCUCGGAAGACCCGUACCGGCCGGUGAGGCCCGAGCACGUCGAUGGCUGUCUGCUGGACUAUCACAUAGUAGAAAUUAUCCACUCCGGAGUGCAGUGUGCGCUGGCGCUACUGGGUUUCUUCGGAGCCAUUUGUCUGGGGCAUACCUAUCUGGACGAAGACGAUAGCUUCGACUUUAUGGGUGGCGAUGCAAAAAGUCCACAGCACACGGCGGUGCAUCCAAUGUACGUGAGCUAUACAAGUUUACCAACCACGAAUAGCACCAAUUCGACGCAGCAGAAACCGACUAAUGCCGCCAAAUCAUCCGUGGCACCUUUAGUCGCCACCGUCAUCACCACCAACAAUAAUCAUAACAACAGCAAUAGUUCGCAAUGCCUCAGUAACACUAGCGCUAAGCUCGGUGUUGUGCUCAAGUCGUUUAACGGUCACGGUAACAACUCAUCAUCAAACACUAACACCUUACUGUCGUCAUCCUCCUCACCGUCAUCGACGGUCACCAAUUGCAAUGGAAACAACGGUAGUAGUAGCAUCCGUAGCAAUGGGAGACCUUCAUCAGCACUCGGCGUUGGGCAGACCCAUGAACAACAUGUCCCACUUCAUCAACAGCCCCUCGCACACCCGAUUAGUAGAAACUCUAGCUUUAGCAAAUCUCGUAGCGGUCAGCUUCGAAAAAACAGCAGUAGCACUAGUAUUCGGUUUACAGACGUUACUCACCAACAGAUACAUGAGCAAAUUAUUCCAAACGAGGACGACACCUUUUUCAUUCCAAAGAGUUCCUCCUGUCGCAACAAUUUUGGAAUCAGUAAUCCUUUCAACAACGUCUCCAGUCGAUACUAUCGCGAUGGCGAUUGUGAUUCUCGAACUGAGGACGAUGACGACAGCAGUCAUCUGAUUAGCGGUUCCUCCCAGCAAUUGGCGAUAUCGACCCCUCUGAAGCGGCAUCCCUCCGUUUCAUCGACCACGAAUAGCAUAGGUGGGACCGCCAAUAGCAGCACAACAACGACUCCAAUGAACGAGAGUAACGGCGCUUUCGAGCGGAAUUUACCCCAUGGGACUCGACCCGAUUUCAGCAGCAUUGCUCACCAACAUCGGAUAGCUAUUAAACCUCAGCAGCAAGUACAAUACCCAACGCCACCACCAGUGCCACCAUUGCCACAGAUGAACUUCCAUCAGCAGCAUUUCGAGGGCAACAGUAGUGAAAACUAUCGAAUGCCUUCAUACCAGUAUGUAACGCGCUCCCCCAACCUGAAUCGAAUAGCGCGGCGAAACAACGCAAAUCUAAUCAAUAACAAUAGCAACCCCAACACCCCUCGCGUCAUGAGCCCCAAGUACUGCGAUCAAAUUCGCGAAUUCGGAGGAGGGCCACCGGGCUACCCGGGGCACGAAAAUAACAAUUAUCCUCCGCCCCCUCCGCCGCCGUCGGUUUCCGCAGUUAGCGCCGCCGGCGUCAGUGGUUAUCCUCUCGUGACGGCGAUGCAUCGAGCCAAGUCCCAGGAUCGGUUAUCGCACCGCAGUCGACGGCACCAGCACCACCACGGGGGUGCACGUGGACAGUACCAGCAACGGCCGCGCUCUUUCUGCAGCAAUAACGGAGCCUAUCCGGACUAUGUGAUUAUGGAACAUCCCGGCAAUUAGGGAUAGUUCCACCCAAAGCCUGACUACAUUUUUUUUUCGCUUCCAUUUACCUACACCUACGUUUUAUUUAAUGCGUUGCCCUAUGGUAUGUUUUGGUCGGAUUUUAGAUGUAUGAAAUAGUGACAGGCACCGGUGUGCCUACAACGCGUCGACGAUUCCAGCAGCAGAGGGAUAGGCUGAUUGGAUGAACAAGAUUAAUCAUAAAAUUUGUUUCACGGUCGGGAAAUCCUUUCCAACUUGGUUUACGUUGGAGUUAUAGGGAUAAUAGUUUUUUUGUUUUAUGCUGUUCGCGUAGAAGAGAAUUUAUUGUACAUUUAUUAUCCAGUUAUUAGAGUCAUAAUUUGAUAAAGAUUAAUUUUCUCGAUUUUCAUCAGCAAUUAUUAA
Armigeres subalbatus is the source of this 3602-nucleotide messenger RNA. RefSeq names its product sodium/potassium-transporting ATPase subunit beta-1-interacting protein (gene NKAIN). Lineage: Eukaryota; Metazoa; Arthropoda; Insecta; Diptera; Culicidae. Gene Ontology annotation, biological process: regulation of sodium ion transport. The transcript has 7 exons. The record is from RefSeq and is a predicted model, not a curated record. The coding region runs from base 1221 to 3218 and encodes 665 amino acids.